Cuscuta epithymum is the source of this 6453-nucleotide messenger RNA. Lineage: Eukaryota; Viridiplantae; Streptophyta; Magnoliopsida; Solanales; Convolvulaceae. The record is from the annotation of a GenBank genome assembly.
CUGAACCUCAUUCUCUCUCAAUUUCACCGCUUCUCCUUCACCGUUACCUCUCCAACGCAAGUUCGGCUCUUCUUCUCCAUAGUUCUUUCUCAGCCUUAUCGUUUCAGCAGCUAUAAGCAUUCAGCAAGGAUCGAUUACUAUUUCACCUUCGGCACACCAGAAGACUUGUCAAUUUUUUUCCCAGCAGUUGAUUGAAGAGCUUGUUUAUUACCUCAAUCAGGUAUUGGUUUGGCCCCCUACUCUUUGUAUUUCUUUUGCCAAUAAACUGGUAUGGUGUUUCCUAGCCCCUACCCCAAAAAACCUUUCAUUUUUUUUUGUUUUAAUACCGGGUCCAAAUAAAAACUCAUGUACUUCAAAAUAAAAUAAGUGGCAAGCCGCCAAAACCGAAACUUAAAGGAUGCUUUGAAAUUGAAUCUCUUUAAUUUUCAUAUGAUAAGGGACACUCCAGUUAGAAAUCUUUAUCUUGUUAUUGAUAUCAAUUACCUCACUAGAUCUUAUGCUUUUGAUACUCUUGACUUUUUGACAUUCAAAUAAAUGCGUUUCUACAACUGCGUGUGAGCUUAAGUUAAUGUGUUACCUGAUUUGCUUAGCUUGUUAGUGUGUCAUGUUGGCAUUUUCACUAUAUCAUAGCUAGUGUGUAAUUUACUAAGUGACCUCUUAUGUGAUUGUUUGUUAUGAAUGACCAAUUAGAUUUGGUUUAGUUUCAUUUUAAUAUUAGAGAAAUUGCUUCCACCAACCAUCAUGCAAGAGAUGAUGGAUAAAGUUUGGGUGUGGCUCCACGGGUAAGAAUAUCAUCUUAGUUUAUUACUCCUCUAGUACUAAAAAGUGUAGCUGUAUAACUAGAUAUAGAAUGUACUUGUUCUUGCUAUUCUGAAAAUCAUAGAUCCACUCUCGAGUACCAGCAAAAAGCAUUAAAGUUUGUGCAUACGGCUGAAAGGAAUCUGGGAUAUCCUGCAAGGAUGUUCUGCCCUUGCAAAGAUUGUCGUAAUAUGAGCCGUCAAGAUGGGAGUACUAUAUUUGAACACUUGGUUACUAAGGGGAUGGACCUUUCAUACCGAAUGAAGCCAUGUUGGACUAAGCAUGGGGAAAAAAAAGAAACUAAUGAGAAGCUUGAUUCUGAAACUGCUAGUGACGAGACUUAUAAUUUAUUCCAAGCUGCCUACUUUAUGGAUGAAGAACUUUCCCGGGCAAUACCUAUUGAUGAACCUACAAGUCGUAAUAGUGAUGAUGAAUUCAUGAAGAAGCUCGAAGAAGCACAAACUCCUUUGUAUCCAGGAUGCAAAACAUACACAAAGUUGUUAGCUAUUGUAGAUCUGUAUGGUCUUAAGGGUCGGAGUGGAAUUUCAAGUAAAUUUUUUAAUGAGCUAUUAAGUAUAAUUCAGCGCAUGUUGCCAAAGGAAAAUGUUUUACCAGAUUCAGUUACAUCAAUCAAGCGCUUCUUCAAGAGAUUUAACAUGGGGUAUGAAAAGAUUCAUGCUUGUGUGAAUGAUUGUUGUCUCUUUAGAAAGGAGUAUGCAAAUUUGGAUAAUUGUCCGAAAUGUGGCGCAUCACGGUGGAAGAUAAAUAAGCGUACAAACCAAAUACGAAAAGGUGUUCCAGUUAAAGUUUUGAGAUACUUUCCUGUUAUUCCCAGAUUCAAAAGGAUGUUUAGGUCCUUUCAAAUGGCUCAAGAUUUAAGAUGGUACUUUACUAAUAAAAGCACUGAUGGGAAGAUGCGUCAUCCUGUUGAUUCUUUGGCUUGGGAUGUAGUUAACAGUAAAUGGCCCUCAUUUGCAGUUGAUUCACGCAAUCUCAGACUUGGACUUUCUACAGAUGGUUUCAAUCCAUUCUCUAUCUUAAGUUCUAAAUAUAGUUGUUGGCCAGUAAUGCUUGUAAAUUACAAUCUGUCUCCUACAAUGUGCAUGAAAAAAGAGAAUAUUAUGUUGACCUUAUUGAUUCCUGGUCCAAAGCAACCAGGAAACGAUAUAGAUAUCUAUUUGCAACCACUAGUUGAUGAUUUGCAAUUGUUGUGGCAGAACGGUAUUGAGGCUUAUGAUGCAUUUACCAACUCAACUUUUAACUUGAAAGCAAUGUUGAUGUGGACCAUAAAUGAUUUUCCAGCAUAUGGGAAUCUUGCUGGUUGUUCUACAAAAGGUAAAAAAGCAUGCCCUAUAUGUGGGAAAAAUACACAUAACAGAUGGUUACGCUUUAGCAAGAAAUUUGCAUACAUGGGUCACAGAAAGUUCCUAAAGCCGUCACAUCCAUACCGGAAAAAGAAAGCAUGGUUUGAUAAUAGUGUGGAAAAUGGUAGCAAGCCCCGAGUACUUACUGGUCACAAUAUUUCAGCGGUAUUAAAAGAUUUUCCCAAUAGCUUUGGAAAAGGUGGAGAAAAAAAAAGAAAGAGAAAGAGUAAUGAAUUUGAUGGUGAUGAUGUGUUUGAAGAUGAGACAAGUAACAUCGAUAAUCAGAAUGAGCUUAGUAGGUGGAAGAAAAGAUCAAUCUUCUUCUCCUUGCCAUAUUGGGAGGAACUUCUGCUACGUCAUAACUUAGAUGUAAUGCAUAUAGAGAAAAACAUUUGUGAGAGCCUUAUAAGCACUCUAUUGCACAAUGCAAAAUCCAAAGAUGGCAUUAAUGCUCGUAAGGACUUGGAAGAUAUUGGGAUUAGAAAUGAUUUACAUCCAGAACAGCGUGGGACCAGAAUGUACCUCCCACCAGCACCACAUACAUUUUCAAAGUCUGAAAAGAAGAAAUUUUGCAAGAGGGUAUAUGAUUUCAAAGGUCCUGAUGGUUACUGCUCAAACAUUGGGAAUUGCAUAGCACUGGAAGAGUGUAAAAUUAUGGGUCUUAAAUCACAUGAUUACCAUGUUCUAAUGCAGCAGUUAUUGGCGGUUGCUAUAAGAGGGUUGUUACCGAAAGAAUGUCAGAAAGCGAUAAUUCGCUUAUCAAGAUUCUUCAAUACAUUAUGUCAACGUGCAAUUGAUAGUGAAAAGCUAUUGAGCCUUGAAUAUGAGAUCAGUGAGAUUUUAUGUCAACUUGAACGCUUUUUCCCACCAUCAUUUUUUGAUAUAAUGAUACAUUUACCAAUUCAUCUGGCAAGAGAGGCACGCUUGUGUGGUCCUGUCCAUUUUCGUUGGAUGUAUCCUUUUGAGAGGUACAUGAAGGCACUGAAAAAAUGUGUGAGGAAUACUGCAAGACCUGAGGGGUGUAUUGCAGAGUCUUAUUUGGCCGAAGAGUGCAUUGCCUUUUGUCGUGAGUUUCUGGAAAAAUCUUUACAUGUCGAGGAAAAUGAAGUUCGUAAUGUAGAAUUUGAAAAUGAUACCAUUCUUGAAGGACGUCCUAUAUCCAAAACCACUGCAAUCAUGCUUACUGACAAAGAGAAAAAUAUUGCACAUCGUUCAGUGAUACUAAACACAUCAAUAAUGGAUCCAUUUGUUCAAAUGCACUUAGAGGAGCUGCAAUCAAAACACAAACAACUUGAGAAAAAUCAGACCAUAUUGUGGAAGCAACAUAAUGAAAAAAUUACAGAAUGGAUAAAAGCUAAGAUUCCUAUCACCUCAACUAAUCACUCAAAGACAUUAAGAUGGUUGGCAUAUGGUCCUAAGAAGAGUGCAUUGUCAUGCAAGGGAUACAUUAUCAAUGGGAUGCGCUUCCAAACAAAAUAUAUUGAUAGGGAAACACAAAAUAGUGGUGUGACUUAUGAUGCCAUAACCAUGUGCAGAGCAAGUGCAAAAGAUACAGCACAUGUGGUCGACCUAGUUUCAUUUUAUGGGGUAUUAACAGAAAUUAUUUUACUGGACUACCAUGUCUUUUAUGUUCCUAUCUUUAAGUGUGAUUGGGCAAAUAAAGGAAAUGGUGUCAAGGAAGAAGAUGGAUUCACACUUGUAAACCUACAGCAAAAUCAAGUUCCAUUUGCCAGAGAUCCGUACAUCCUAGCAUCACAAGCAAAACAAGUUUUUUAUUCAAGAGAUGAUGAUUCAUCUAAUUGGUAUGUGGUAAUGAAGGCACCACCAAGAGGUUAUCAUGAGUUGGAAACAAAUGAAGAGAGUGGAAAUAUAUCUUUCCGGACAUCCCAGACUGAAAUGGAUAUUGAUGAUUGUGAAGAGGAUAGUAAUGUUAGGGUGGAUUGUGAAGGACUAAUUGGGGAGGAGAUGAAUUAGUAGUUAUACUUCAGUGUUCGAACUAUCAUAUCAUUUUAGUUGCCACUUGACAAUUUUUUUGGUGUUUGUCAAUGUUUUUAUAUGUGAUUUUGGUAUUGGUUAUACUCUACAACGUUUGAUUAAUAUUGUCUUUUUUAGUUUAUAUGUGUGUAUACUUAUCUUUGUUCUAAUAGAUAAACGAUAAUGGUUGGUGAGAGUACAAAGGUCUGUCGGCGUAAAAGAAAAAAGAACAGGGUAAAUAGUGGAAUGUCUGUAGACUUGGAUGCAAGGGGUGUGAAUUCAAUGGAGGGUUGUGGACAAGUCACUGUCGAAGUACCACAAAAUGAACCAGUUAGAGACAUAGAUAGUCAUGAUGAAGACAUGGAUCAACAAAACCACGCCGCUAGUGCUGCUCAGGUACAAGAUAAAAUUGAAGAAGCAAGAGUGAAAAGAAACAAAAGGGGCCCCACAAAAAUGAAAAGACUUGCUAGGGACCCUGCAGACAGAAUCCAAAUUCAAUACACUGAUUUAGGUGAACCAUAUGGACCCGGAUCAGUACAAUUAUCAUCAUUUUUGGGCACUCUUGUACGGGAGCGUGUACUCUUGUACCGGAUCAGUAAAAUUUGUUUUAUGGGAAGAAGUUCAGACAAGAUUUGUAUUAGAAGAAGAAUGAGAAAAGCAUUAUGUGUUUAAAUCAAUGGGAUGUCUUUGGCGUGCCUCAAAAUCACGACUGGUUUCCAAAAUUCGAGCAACAAAGAAAAAGGAGCAGAGACUUAAGCUGAAACCAGAUAACAUACCAUCUUUGGCAGCUUGGAAAAGAUUUAUAAAGAUAAAAACAAGCCCAUCAUUUAAGGCCAUAAGUGAUAAGUUUAAAGCCAUGAGGCGCAAACAAAUGCCACAUACUUGUAGUCGUAAAGGAAUGGUUCGACUGGCUGUUGAUAUGAAAAGAGCUAGUGCUGAUCCAUCAACUGUAUCAAGAGUUAAAGUUUGGAUCAAAGGUCACACUAAAAAGGAUGGUACAGCAGUGAAUUCAACUGUUGGUGAAACCAUUGAUAAGCUGAAAGAAAUUGAAAGUGAUACGCCUUCAUCCUCAUCAACUAAUAUAAGAGAAGAUGCUCUUUCUCAAGUAUUGGGAAAAGAUAAACCUGGACAACUGAGAGGAAUGGGAAGGGGAGCUACUAUAAGUAAAAUAUCUUUUUUACAAGCAAGAGAUAAGCACGUGGUUCAACUAAAAGAGGAAAAUGUUGAGUUUCGAAGUAGGAUACAACACUUGGAGAAUCUCGUCCAAAAAUUAGUUGCAGUCCAUGGGAAUGAGGAAGCUGAUCAUGAUCCUGGAGUUGAUAAGACAAGUCAUUUGGGCAUGCGUCCUAAACUCCAUGGUAAGUGCAACCUUUUAGAUUGGUGUGGAAAAGAUGAGGUUGUAGCUGAAGGACACUUGUGCUCUAGUGACCCAAAAGGGCUUGUUAAUAAUGCUCCUCUUGGACCUAAUGCAAUGGAAGUGAUGGUCGACAUUACAAAUAAACCAGAUGCUUUUCUUUGGAGACCUACAUCUAAUAUGUUAUGCAUGAAACAAGCUGUUGGUAAGACAAUUGCAUGGCCAGCUGAUAAGGUGGUGAGGCAGAUUACUCAAAAUUCUGAAAAUGAAGAUAAUACCUCCUUAAAUAUGGAUACAAAUAUUAGCCAUAUCAGGUGUAAGAUAUUCAAUUGGACUGGAAAAGAUGAAAUUGUUGCUCAAGGUCAUUGGAUUUCUAGUGAUCCAAAAAUGAUUGUUAAUGGUAUUCCACUCGGACCUUAAGCCAUGAUUGUUUGGAUUGAUGACAUUAUAAGUCCUGAAUGUUUUUUGUGGAGACCUACACUAGACAUGACAUCCAUCAAAGAUGUUAGGGGAACCAAAAUAGCAUGGCCUAGUGAUAAGGUUGUAUUAGAAAAUAUCUCUAAUCACAAUUUGCAGUCUGCAAACAAAUCAUCAUCUUCUCAGGUACUUAUAUUUGUUUAUUAGCAUUAAUUUGGUACGCCUAGGAUCCCUGAUGCAGUUCUUUGGAGGCCAACAUCUGAGUUGGAGUGUAUUGAAGAUGCGGUUGGUACUACAAUAGCUUGGCCAUCAAACAAAGUUGUUAUGCUUUAAUAUGCUGAAAUUUUGGGCUCAAUUAGUGAAGAUGAAGUCAUAUGUGAUGCUGAAUAGUCACCAACUUUUUUACUACUAUGUUUGAUGUAUCACCAUCUUGGAUGAUUGAAGAUAACUUUUUAAUUUGUUUUUGUAAUAUACUGAAUUUGUUAGAGAAUGUUAUGGAUUUAAAGUUGUGUCAAUUAGUACUUUUAAAUGAAGUGUCUAUAUGAA